UCACCAGUGUAUGCAUAAGCCCUGCUAUUGUCUUACUGCUAUAACAGGGCUGGGGAUUGCAGUAUCCGCUGUUGCUGCUGAUCCCAGUCUUGCCCCUGCUGCUACCUAGUCCUGCCUCCCUGCAUCCCAGAAGAGCCACGUCGGCCUGCCUUUCCGUGUUGGAUUUUCCAAAACAGCUCUUCGGUUUUUGGUGCUGUAGGAGACCUUGCUUUUCAAUCACACGGGAGAACACUGAAGCUUGUAAGAGGAGAAUCUGGCAGCUGGACACAGCUUGGACUGCAUUGUCUGUCUUCAUGACCUCUGCUGUGUAGCAGCUCAUCUCUCCACUCUCACACGUACACUCUCCUCGAUUUUUCUUCCUUCCUUUUUUUCCUUUCUUCUAAUCUUUUAAAAGCAGCCUCUGGAGCCAGCCAUGUUUGGCACUGAAUCUUCAUUGAGCAUGUUUUUGAACACAUUAACACCGAAGUUCUACGUGGCCCUGACAGGCACUUCCUCACUAAUAUCAGGGCUUAUUUUGAUAUUUGAAUGGUGGUAUUUUCGCAAAUAUGGAACAUCAUUCAUUGAACAAGUCUCAGUAAGCCACUUGCGCCCCCUUCUGGGAGGGGUUGACAACAACUCCUCCAACAAUUCUAACUCCAGUAAUGGGGACUCAGAUUCCAACAGGCAAAGCGUCUCAGAAUGCAAAGUAUGGCGAAAUCCACUAAAUUUAUUUAGGGGUGCUGAAUAUAAUCGGUACACUUGGGUGACUGGACGAGAGCCUCUGACUUACUAUGACAUGAACCUCUCUGCGCAGGACCACCAGACAUUCUUUACUUGUGACUCGGACCAUCUGCGUCCUGCAGAUGCAAUAAUGCAGAAAGCCUGGAGAGAGAGAAACCCCCAAGCUAGGAUUUCUGCAGCCCAUGAAGCCUUAGAGAUAAAUGAAAUUAGGUCCAGAGUUGAAGUUCCCCUAAUUGCUUCCUCUACCAUCUGGGAGAUAAAAUUAUUACCAAAGUGUGCAACUGCUUAUAUUCUCUUGGCUGAAGAAGAAGCAACAACCAUUGCUGAAGCAGAAAAGCUGUUUAAGCAGGCCCUGAAAGCUGGAGACGGCUGUUACCGGCGUUCUCAGCAGCUACAGCAUCAUGGAUCCCAGUAUGAAGCCCAACAUAGACGAGACACCAAUGUCUUGGUCUACAUCAAAAGAAGGCUAGCAAUGUGUGCCAGAAGACUCGGGAGGACCAGAGAAGCAGUGAAAAUGAUGAGAGAUUUAAUGAAGGAGUUCCCUCUCCUGAGCAUGUUCAACAUCCAUGAAAACCUUUUAGAAGCCCUUCUGGAACUACAAGCAUAUGCUGAUGUUCAGGCAGUCUUAGCAAAGUAUGAUGAUAUAAGCUUACCAAAGUCGGCAACAAUAUGCUACACAGCGGCCUUGCUCAAAGCAAGAGCUGUCUCUGACAAAUUCUCUCCCGAGGCUGCAUCUCGGCGGGGGCUGAGCACAGCAGAGAUGAAUGCAGUAGAGGCCAUUCAUAGAGCUGUGGAAUUCAAUCCUCAUGUGCCAAAAUACCUACUAGAAAUGAAAAGCUUAAUCCUGCCCCCAGAACAUAUCCUGAAGAGAGGGGACAGUGAAGCAAUAGCAUAUGCGUUCUUUCAUCUGGCACACUGGAAGAGGGUAGAAGGGGCUUUGAAUCUUCUGCAUUGUACGUGGGAAGGCACUUUUCGGAUGAUCCCUUAUCCCUUGGAAAAGGGGCAUCUAUUUUAUCCUUACCCCAUCUGUACAGAAACAGCAGAUCGUGAGCUGCUUCCAUCUUUCCAUGAAGUCUCAGUUUACCCAAAAAAGGAGCUUCCCUUUUUUAUCCUCUUUACUGCUGGAUUGUGUUCCUUCACAGCCAUGCUGGCCCUCCUGACACAUCAGUUCCCGGAACUCAUGGGGGUCUUUGCGAAAGCUUUCCUCAGCACUUUGUUUGCCCCCUUAAACUUUGUCAUGGAGAAAGUGGAAAGCAUCCUCCCAUCCAGUCUAUGGCACCAGCUGACUAGGAUCUAGGGAAGCCCACCCGUUCUUCCACUCACCUCACCCAGUGGGCUGCCACCAUCUCUUCGUGCCAACUCCUUGUGGACUGCAAGAAAGCAUGACUUUGAAAAAGGGAAGCCAUUCCGAGAUUUUAAAACCUUCAUGGACUGUCUGUUCCAUAUUAAAAGCUGUUUUUGUUGUACAAAAUUCAUUGAUGUUCAGUUCUAUUAUAUUUUGCUUUCAGAAAAGAAAAAAGUCAAAAAUAAACUUUUGUGUAUUGCAGCAACCAGUUGUGUCUUCCAGCCCUAAAGCUGUUGGUGUCCAAAUAAACCUGCAGGUUACAUUUAAUUUACUAAGGCCCCAAAUCUGCUCAGUGCAACACAAUGGUUUUCUAUGCUAAUGGAACUCCUUUCACCAGGCCCUCGGCACCCCUACGGUUGGUAGCUUAGAAAAUAGACUCUCUUUGGCUAAAAAGUACCAUCUUUUUCAGCCCCAAACUGUAUGUCCUCAUAGGCUAAAUGCACAAAAGAAAUUUCCAGCAUGAAUGACAGGAAGCAUGAAUGAAACGAAAUGUAUGUGCCAUCCCAGGUUGUUCCAAUUCAGAGACUCUACUCACGGAAUAGAACUCAGCACUGUGGUUCUAGGAAUCAUUUUACUUCUGCUUUCUGAAAACUUGUCGUGAGAAAAAAAGUUCUGAUGAGAGCUACAGAGCCAAUAGUCUAUUGUAGGACCUGAUCACUUUCAACAUUGCCAUUUUUUAAAUGUUUUCUCAUAAGGGUCAUUUUUUUUUUUAUCAUGUUUUCAUUCUUGAUGCUUGCGUGUGAGCGUUCUCUGAGUGUUUCCAUGAUCUGAACCAUAGUGGUCGUUUGUCUUCACCAUCUUUGAAAGCCUUCUACAUGAGUCACACCUGCCAAGCAUCUCUUUUUUUUUCUUUCUUUAACAUCUUUAUUGGAUUAUA
Molecule: messenger RNA, 2942 nt
Organism: Delphinapterus leucas (beluga whale)
Lineage: Eukaryota; Metazoa; Chordata; Mammalia; Artiodactyla; Monodontidae
Source: RefSeq, a predicted model, not a curated record